GCCAAGGACCUCUGCAUACCACAAUUCCAGAAGCCCGCAGCAGAACAACAAAAAAAGUAACCUCACAUUGGAUUCCAAGAAUGACCAUCUGGAAGAGUCAGUCAGUGUGCAAGUGCAGGAAUUGAGGAAAGAAAACCAAGUGUUGCAGUGUACAAUGUCUGAGUUGGAAGUCUGGGUUCAGUCCCAGGAGAAGGAGAUCAAAAAUCACCUGAACAAGUUGCAAGAAGUGCAGUUGUUGCUGGAGAAAUCCAAAGGCGAGCUGGCAGUGAAAGAACAAGCUCUGAGUAAGAGCAGGGAUGACCUUGAGAGAGCAGCUGUGCAGCAGGAGCAAACCAAAAACAAGUGUGCACUUCUGGAACAGAAGUUGAAGCAGCUUUCUGAGGAGCUAAACUGUCAGAGGCAGAAUGCAGAAAGUGUUCGACGCACGAUGGAGCAAAAAUCAAAGAACAGGGAGAAAGAAUAUCAGCAGGAGCUGUCUGACCAGCAACGUGCAUAUCGUAGCCUUGAACAUCAGUGCAAGCAAGAGAAAAACCAACUGAACCAGGAGAUCCAGCAGCUCAAGACUGAACACUUGGCUUUACAGGCUAAAAUUAAUAAAAUGGCAGCAGGCAAGCAGUUGGUGGAUAAAGAGCUGGAGGAAGUCAAAGCAAAAUUUCACUGGGCAGAGAAGGAGCUUGCAACUCGCCAGAAGAAUGGGGACGAUCUUCAGAAAAAUCUUCAGUGUGCACUGAAGGAGAAGGAACGUAUCAGUACUUGGCAAGAGCAAAGUGCACAGAGAAUCAUACACCUAGAAACACAACUGGAAAGACUGGAGCAACAGUUAGCACUGAGUCAGAGGUCGAGAGAAGAGUUGAAAGCUGAAAACCUGGCUCUUACGUCCCUACUGAAAGAUCUACAGGUGAAAUUGGAUCAUCAGAACGAGACAAACCCUGAGAGCAUGGAUCCAUCAGUGACCUUAUGCAAGUCGAAUGAAAAUGACGGAGUCGAGGUCAGCAAACCUAACCCGAAUGAAGAGCAGAGGACCUAUCAAUCAAAUGAUGGAGACCCUAGUGAUAUAGUGACAGUAUUGGAAUUGCAGGUGGAAGCCAAAGAGAAAAUAUUGGACUUGAUGGAAGAUGGUCAACUGGGAAAAUUGGAGCAGAUGGCAAAGUCUGUUAACUUGGAGCCAGGUACUGGGGACAACAUGGAGGAAGAUCACCUUUCAGACAUGGAGGUAAACUUGGAAACCGAACAGUGUGGAAAAUCAGUAGAACCCCAAAUUUUGGGAAAGCAACAGAUACGUUCCAUGUUCUGA
Pristis pectinata (smalltooth sawfish) is the source of this 1294-nucleotide messenger RNA. RefSeq names its product centromere protein F-like. Gene Ontology annotation, cellular component: chromosome, centromeric region; nucleus; spindle pole. Lineage: Eukaryota; Metazoa; Chordata; Chondrichthyes; Rhinopristiformes; Pristidae. Gene Ontology annotation, biological process: metaphase chromosome alignment; regulation of G2/M transition of mitotic cell cycle; mitotic cell cycle. The transcript is spliced from 7 exons. The record is from RefSeq and is a predicted model, not a curated record. Gene Ontology annotation, molecular function: microtubule binding; dynein complex binding. Bases 155 to 1294 code for a protein of 379 amino acids.